Neolamprologus brichardi is the source of this 4847-nucleotide messenger RNA. RefSeq names its product structural maintenance of chromosomes 3 (gene smc3). NCBI's taxonomy places the organism in Eukaryota, Metazoa, Chordata, Actinopteri, Cichliformes, Cichlidae. Gene Ontology annotation, cellular component: chromosome. Gene Ontology annotation, molecular function: ATP hydrolysis activity; ATP binding; protein binding. The record is from RefSeq and is a predicted model, not a curated record. Gene Ontology annotation, biological process: chromosome organization.
CCGCCGCCAUUUUCCAUGUUAUUCUUUCCUGCCUUACAGUAUUUUAUGAUUUUUAAUGCAACAGUUUGAUUGUUAAGUUUGGAUUAUUAUAGUUGUGGUUUCUCCAGCUUGGCGCAGGGAGUGUUUUAUCUCCAAAUUUGCAGAGGGGACGCCCUGGAUAAGCAGCCAUGUAUAUUAAACAGGUGAUCAUUCAGGGGUUCCGAAGUUACAGGGACCAAACUGUGGUAGACCCUUUUAGCCCGAAGCACAAUGUCAUCGUUGGGAGGAAUGGAUCAGGAAAAAGUAACUUUUUCUAUGCCAUCCAGUUUGUGCUCAGUGAUGAAUUCAGCCACCUGCGACCUGAACAACGCUUGGCCCUGCUCCAUGAGGGAACUGGUCCACGUGUCAUUUCGGCUUUUGUGGAGAUUAUAUUUGACAACUCUGACAACCGACUGCCGAUUGACAAAGAGGAAGUCUCCCUUCGUCGUGUCAUUGGAGCAAAGAAGGACCAGUACUUUUUAGACAAGAAGAUGGUGACUAAGAAUGAUGUCAUGAACCUUUUGGAGAGUGCUGGCUUCUCUCGGAGUAACCCCUACUACAUUGUCAAGCAGGGAAAGAUCAACCAAAUGGCCACAGCACCUGACUCACAGCGUCUAAAGCUGCUGAGAGAGGUGGCAGGGACGCGAGUGUAUGAUGAACGCAAAGAGGAGAGCAUUUCCCUAAUGAAGGAGACAGAGGGGAAGCGAGAGAAGAUCAAUGAACUGCUGAAAUACAUCGAGGAGCGUCUGCACACCUUGGAAGAUGAAAAGGAAGAACUGGCUCAGUACCAGAAGUGGGACAAAAUGAGAAGAGCUUUGGAAUACACAAUCUACAACCAGGAGCUGAAUGAAACCCGUGCCAAGCUGGAUGAGUUGUCCACCAAGAGAGAAACCUGUGGAGACAAGUCCAGACAACUGCGUGAUGCUCAGCAAGAUGCCAGAGACAAAGUGGAGGAAACGGAGCGUGUUGUGCGAGAGCUGAAGUCUAAGAUCUCUGCCAUGAAGGAGGAGAGAGAGCAGCUGUCGGCAGAGCGCCAGGAGCAGAUCAAGCAGAGGACCAAACUCGAGUUGAAGGCCAAGGACCUGCAGGACGAGCUGGCAGGCAACAGCGAACAGAGGAAACGCUUGUUGAAGGAGCGUCAGAAGCUCCUGGAGAAAAUUGAGGAGAAACAAAAAGAGCUGCAGGAGACUGAACCCAAGUUCAACAUGGUCAAGGAAAAGGAGGAGCGGGGCAUCUCCAGAUUAGCUCAAGCUACACAAGAGAGGACAGACUUGUAUGCUAAGCAGGGUCGUGGCAGUCAGUUCACCUCUAAGGAAGAAAGGGACAAGUGGAUCAAAAAGGAGUUGAAGUCUCUGGACCAGGCUAUCAAUGACAAAAAGAGGCAGAUUGCUGCCAUCCACAAAGACCUGGAGGACACAGAAGCAAACAAGGAGAAGAACCUCGAGCAGUACAACAAACUCGAUCAAGAUCUGAAUGAGGUCAAGACCCGUGUGGAGGAGCUGGACAAAAAGUAUUAUGAAGUGAAGAACAAGAAAGAUGAACUGCAGAGCGAAAGAAACUACCUGUGGCGUGAGGAGAACGCAGAGCAGCAGGCUCUGGCAGCCAAACGAGAGGACCUGGAGAAAAAACAGCAGCUCCUCAGAGCAGCCACCGGCAAGGCCAUCUUGAACGGUAUUGACAGCAUCAACAAAGUCCUUGAGCAUUUCCGUCGGAAGGGCAUCAACCAGCAUGUCAUCAAUGGUUAUCAUGGCAUUGUCAUGAAUAACUUUGAAUGUGAGCCUGCUUUUUACACCUGCGUGGAGGUUACAGCUGGGACCAGGCUGUUUUACCACAUUGUGGAGACUGAUGAAGUGAGCACUAAAAUACUCAUGGAGUUCAACAAAAUGAACUUGCCUGGAGAAGUCACAUUCCUACCUCUGAGCAAGCUGGACGUCAGAGACACCGCCUACCCAGAAACCAACGAUGCCAUCCCGAUGAUCAGCAAGCUCCGCUACAGUUCCAACUUUGACAAAGCCUUCAAGCACGUGUUUGGGAAGACCCUCAUUUGUCGUAGCAUGGAGGUUUCCACCCAGUUGGCAAGAGCUUUCACCAUGGACUGUAUUACUCUGGAGGGUGACCAAGUCAGCCACCGUGGAGCUCUGACAGGAGGAUACUAUGAUACCAGAAAGUCUCGCCUGGAGCUUCAGAAAGACAUGAGGAAGGCUGAGGAGGAGCUGGGUGAGCUGGAGGCCAAACUCAAUGAAAACCUGCGCAGGAACAUUGAACGUAUCAACAAUGAGAUUGACCAACUGAUGAAUCAGAUGCAGCAGAUCGAGACACAGCAGAGGAAGUUUAAGGCAUCCAGAGACAGUAUUCUGUCAGAAAUGAAGAUGCUGAAGGAGAAGAGGCAGCAGUCAGAGAAGACUUUCAUGCCCAAGCAACGCAGCCUUCAGAGUUUGGAGGCCAGCCUCCAUGCCAUGGAGUCCACCAGAGAGUCGCUGAAGGCGGAGCUCGGUACAGAUUUGCUGUCUCAGCUCAGCCUGGAAGAUCAGAGGCGUGUCGACGACCUCAACGAUGAGAUUCGUCAGUUGCAGCAGGAUAACAGACAGUUGCUGAAUGAGAGAAUCAAGCUUGAGGGCAUCAUGACCAGAGUGGAAACAUAUCUCAAUGAGAACUUGAGGAAACGUCUUGACCAAGUGGAGCAGGAGCUAAACGAGCUGCGUGAGACGGAGGGAGGCACGGUGCUCACGGCCACAACCUCUGAGCUGGACGGCAUCAACAAACGUGUUAAAGAGACUUUAGCUCGAUCAGAAGAUCUGGAUUCUCUGAUUGACAAGACUGAGGCAGAGAUCAAGGAGCACAUAAAGAGCAUGGAGCGAUGGAAGAACAUAGAGAAGGAGCAGAAUGACGCCAUCAACCAUGACACAAAGGAGCUGGAGAAAAUGACCAACAGACAGGGCAUGCUGCUCAAGAAGAAAGAGGAGUGCAUGAAGAAAAUCAGAGAGCUCGGCUCGCUGCCUCAGGAGGCGUUUGAGAAAUACCAGACCCUCACACUCAAACAGUUGUUCAGAAAACUGGAGCAGUGCAACACUGAGCUGAAGAAGUACAGCCAUGUCAACAAAAAGGCUCUAGACCAGUUUGUCAACUUCUCCGAGCAGAAGGAAAAGCUAAUCAAGCGUCAGGAUGAGCUGGACCGUGGCUACAAAUCCAUCAUGGAGCUCAUGAAUGUCUUGGAGCUGCGCAAGUACGAGGCUAUCCAGCUCACCUUCAAACAGGUGUCGAAGAACUUCAGUGAGGUUUUCCAGAAACUGGUGCCGGGUGGCAAAGCUACGCUGGUGAUGAAGAAAGGUGAUGCUGAAGGAAGCCAGUCUCAGGAUGAAGGAGAGGGCGGUGCUGACAGCGAGAGGGGCUCUGGUUCACAGAGUAGCGUUCCCUCCGUGGACCAGUUCACUGGAGUCGGCAUCAGGGUAUCCUUCACCGGGAAGCAGGGCGAGAUGAGAGAGAUGCAGCAGCUGUCUGGAGGUCAGAAGUCUCUGGUGGCUUUGGCUCUGAUAUUUGCCAUCCAGAAGUGUGACCCUGCUCCUUUCUACCUGUUUGAUGAGAUCGACCAGGCCCUGGACGCACAGCACAGAAAGGCUGUCUCAGAUAUGAUUGUUGAGCUGGCUGGCCACGCCCAGUUCAUCACCACCACCUUCAGACCUGAGCUGCUCGAGUCUGCGGACAAGUUCUAUGGGGUCAAAUUCAGAAACAAGGUGAGUCACAUCGACGUGAUCACAGCAGAGCAGGCCAAAGACUUUGUGGAGGAUGACACCACCCAUGGUUAAGAGUCUCCUGCUCUUUAUCAUCCUCUCGGCCCCCACCUCCAACCCCUCUUCCUCCAUCUCUACAGCGCACUGCAAACCUCAAAGGCCUCCAAGACAGGGCCCAAAUGCAGACAUAUCCCACUCAGUCCAAAAACCUUUUUAUAGUCGUGUUAAACAUAAACAACACAGGAAGUCUCAGCUUCUUGUGACGUCCUUGUGAUUAAGAUGUAAUUUAAUUCAUGCCCAGAAACCCCAACUGACCAUUACUCAUAUUUAGAGUUAAAUCUUCAAAGGCUGAUACGAAAAAUCUGGAGGACAAAAUGUUGAUAAUCUUUAAGCUGACGGACUUGAUGUGAAUCAGCCUCAUUAUAGAUGACAGUGUAGUUAUUUUACACUGGAAAAAAAAGGUUCUGAAGGGAGCACUUCAUGUUUGUGUUACUGCGAUGAUUUAUUUUAGCCGAAUUUUGGUAAUCUGUCAUCCAAUGAUAAAAGCGCCAGAGAUGCAACCCUUCAGGAUCUUUCCUCUUGUGUACAGUUGAGUGUUUUGAUAUGACUUGGAUGAAUCUUUGGGGGCCUUAGGCUCAUCUGGAUGUGUUCAUUCUUACUCUGGUUUCUGUAAUGUAUACUCUUUGUACUCAUGAAAUAUUACUUCUGUCACAAAAGCCACUUGGCUUAAAAUGUUCAAAGCUUGUGGUUCCCUUUUUAUGCUUGUAUUCUGUCAAUUCUGUUCUUUGAGGUCAUUUCAAUAUAUGAAGUUUAAUUCCAAAACAACAGAUACCCAUUUGGGAACCAACACAUCCUCCUAACAAGAAUGUUUGUGAAACCUGACCGUGUCCACUUGGGUUCAGUACUCGGUUAGUCGCUGUUUUCUAGAAAGCCAAGAUGUUAUUAAUCUUAAAUUUCCUUCAUGGAGUCUUUGUUUGGGAUUGAACUCCUCAUAUGUUGUACCUUGUUUCAAAUCUUUCUUUUUUAAUGUUUGUGUUCCUUUUUAUGUAAUAAGAAAACAUAGAAAAAUAAUAAAAGGUGUAAAAAAAAUAAAAUAAAAUA